GAGACUCGAGGGGGUCCCGGGCCGGGAGGGCCGCCGCCGCCAUGCAGGAAAUCAUCGCCAGCGUGGACCACAUCAAGUUCGACUUGGAGAUCGCGGUGGAGCAGCAGCUCGGGGCGCAGCCGCUCCCCUUCCCCGGCAUGGACAAGUCGGGGGCUGCUGUCUGCGAAUUCUUUUUGAAAGCUGCCUGUGGUAAAGGUGGCAUGUGCCCGUUCCGCCACAUCAGCGGCGAGAAGACGGUCGUGUGCAAACACUGGCUGCGGGGGCUGUGCAAGAAGGGCGACCAGUGCGAGUUCUUGCACGAGUACGACAUGACCAAGAUGCCCGAGUGCUACUUCUACUCCAAAUUUGGGGAGUGCAGCAACAAGGAGUGCCCCUUCCUCCACAUCGAUCCUGAGUCCAAGAUCAAGGACUGCCCCUGGUACGACCGCGGCUUCUGCAAACACGGCCCCCUGUGCAGGCACCGGCACACGCGGAGAGUCAUCUGUGUGAACUACCUCGUGGGAUUCUGCCCAGAGGGCCCCUCCUGUAAAUUCAUGCACCCUCGAUUUGAACUGCCGAUGGGAACCACCGAGCAGCCCCCACUGCCGCAGCAGACACAGCCACCGACAAAGCAAAGUAACAAUCCGCCAUUACAAAGGUCGUCCUCCUUGAUCCAGUUAACGAGUCAGAACUCUUCUCCCAAUCAGCAGAGAGCCCCGCAGGUCAUCGGGGUCAUGCAGAGUCAAAACAGCAGUGCAGGCAACCGGGGACCCCGGCCGCUGGAGCAGGUCACCUGCUACAAGUGUGGCGAGAAAGGACACUACGCCAACAGAUGCACCAAGGGGCACUUGGCCUUUCUCAGUGGACAGUGAUGGCAGCUGGAGCCCGCUCAGAGCAGCUUGAGGGGUGUUGUUGGGGACAACUCCGGGGCCAUCCUCGGACACACGCAUUUGACUGCCUGAUGCCUGUGUUGGGGCAUCUCUCGUCAGGGCUGGCAGGCAGGCAUGCUAGGGUUCAUUAUUCUGGGGGGCUACAUCUGUUAGUUUCCCUCUCAUUUUGCUGUAAUCUUUUCUAUAAAAGGGACCUGUGCUCCAGCUGGGCCCCUCAAGUUGGCAUCAUGUUUGUCCAGGCAUUACUGCCUUCUCUCCGGGACCCCCCAUUUCCAGCAUGGGACUCCCCCACAUAUCUGCCCUUUGGGAGUGAGGGGGAGGAAGUUGCUGGGGAAGGGCUUGCGCUUGCAGUUCUGUAGAUGGUCACCCCUUCAGGGCCUGGUGCCCCCAGGGGCUGGGGGUCACUCAAAGCUGCGAGCAAGUCAUCCUGCCUCCUCUGUGUCCUGCUGAACCCAGAAGCCGUGCCUCUCUGUGCUUCGGACAAGGCCUCUGUGGCAGUCUCUAGCCCAUGUGUCACCUCAGCCUGGUCCUGGCCCACGGAGGCAGCAGUUGAGAGGAGGGGUACAGGGCUCUGAUUUAAACUGGAGGUUCUUUUCUUCCUCUGACUUUAUUUUCUCUUGGCCUCCUGCUUGAUGGUAUUUAAGGUAUACCUUAAGCUGGAGCUGCAGACCCUCUUUUAUAUAGACUACCCAGCUCAUCUGUGUGCCCAGCUCAGGCCCCAUCAAGCGUUCUGUACUGUCACUGGAACACUGAUGAUGUGUGAAGGAGGCCUCUCUUACCCCUGAGCCUGGAAAAUGUGAAAUUCAACUGCAACCUGCUGGGCAAGUGGGCCUAUCCAAGUUCAAUUGCAAGAACAAUUUUUAUGAGGUUGAUUAAAGCUUGUUUUUUAAA
This is a messenger RNA of Choloepus didactylus (southern two-toed sloth), 1760 nucleotides long. RefSeq names its product cleavage and polyadenylation specific factor 4 (gene CPSF4). The coding region runs from base 42 to 851 and encodes 269 amino acids. Gene Ontology annotation, molecular function: zinc ion binding; RNA binding. The transcript is spliced from 8 exons. The record is from RefSeq and is a predicted model, not a curated record. NCBI's taxonomy places the organism in Eukaryota, Metazoa, Chordata, Mammalia, Pilosa, Megalonychidae. Gene Ontology annotation, cellular component: mRNA cleavage and polyadenylation specificity factor complex.